CAUACGAGUCGCCUUCUUGGGGAACCGCUCUCCCUAUACGUCGGUGCAGUGACGUACCUAUCACUGGGUCGUUACACGUAUAGAGAUAAAGAAAAAUUUUUGGUGACAGCGGUGGGAUUGUUCGAGUGGUAAUGAGAAAAUCGUAUCUCUGCGGACAUUAAUGGUCAAGCCUAGAAUAAAAUAAAGACAGAUAAACAAAAUAAAAAAAGAAAAAAAAAAAAAUAUAUAGCAGGGUAGAUAUAGAGAGUUGUACAUAUAUACAUAUACUAUAUUAAUAAGCAAACAUCAAGAUGCCCAACGGAACAGCCGAUAUACCAGCCGGCACAUCAGCCAGCGGAUCAACCGAAGGAAGCCGACCGAUCAGCAUUCGUGAUGCAGCGGACAUCGUACCAGCAUUCAACGGCCGCAAUAUACCUGUUUAUCAAUUUGCAAAGAGCUGUUUUAAGGCGAAGAAUAUAAUCUCCCCAAAUGCUGAGUACGGAUUGGUGCAGCUGAUCAAGAACAAAUUUUACGGGCAAGCUUCAAGAGUGGUACAAAACGGAGACUACGACACUAUUGAAGAAUUAAUUGCCGUAAUAAAGUCUCGUUUCGCCCCGCUGUUCACUUCAAUGCAGCUAUGUGGCGAUAUGGCAAGGAUGGUACAAGCGCCGACCGAGGCAGUCGUAGACUACGGCAGCCGCGUUUCGGGACUCUUGAUACAUAUCAAGAGUUGCAACGAGAUGGAGUUCCCAGAUCAGGUUGAAAGAUACAACCAAUCCUCGGAAACAAAUACCGUCAGAGCAUUCCUGACAGGUUUAAAACAAGAGGUAUAUAGUCGGAUGAGAAAUCAAAAUUUUGACAGUCUUGAAGAUGCAAUAAGCGCAGCAAUCCUAGCAGAAGCUGAGAGCAUAGAGAACCUAACGAAGGUUAAAUUAUCGCAAGGAUUCAUUACAGCCGAACAAUGCAACAAUUGUUACGGAUAUGGGCACAAUACCAGUGUAUGCUGCAGUCAGAGGUUCCAAAGACAAUCCACGUCGAGGGCCCACUGGCCAGCAAAAUACUGUCAGCACUGCCAAAGGUCCGGGCACACCUUGGAAACCUGCUGGUUUAAAGACCAGCAAGGAAGACCAGGGGUCCCUCAGGAUUUUGCGCAGCCAAAUCAAGCCCACAAGAAUCAACCUAUGCCAAGGCAGAAUCGAAAUUGGACACAAAAUAGAGCGCCAAUUUGCGAAUUUUGCCAAAACAUCGGCCAUACGAUUCAAGAGUGCCGAAAGAAAGCAUAUCAGGAGCGUGUCAAAAGUCAAAGACUCCAGCAAACUCCACAAGUACAACAGGUACGUAAGAAAGCGAACUUAUACCUGAACUUAGGAGAGAUAAAUAAGUCUCCCAGUGUCGAACUAUUAAGCGAAAAUUUCAAAAAUCAAAAGGCAUUAUUCAUGGUCGACACAGGGUCAGACAUUAAUAUAAUUAAGAAACAAGCAAUCUCAAAUAAAAUAACUAUAAAUACAGAUAUAAUUUUUCAAUUAAACGGGAUAACUAAAAGCUCCAUUUACACUACAGGAUACAUCAAAGUAAAAAUACUGGAGACAGAAUCCAUCUUCCACAUUAUUGAAGAAUUACCAAUUGAACAAGACGGAAUUUUGGGCACAGAAUACUUUAAAAGCAGUGGAGCUAGCAUCAAUUACGCUAAAUCUAUAUUGAUCGUAAACAACAAUAUAAUACCGUUCAAACAACCAGCAGUAGUAAUACCAUCCAGGACAAAAACCAUGAUACCCAUAAAGGUGUCAAACACAGAAAUAAAAACCGGUUUUGUCCCAAAACUGCAGCUUCACCCACAACUAUAUAUGGGGAAUGCUGUAGUCACGAACCGGGAUGGCAUAGCAUUUCUAUACGCAAUCAACGUUGGAGCAGAAGAUAUAGAAAUUGAAAUGCCAGCUGUUGAACUGCAACAAUAUGAAGAAGCACCACAAGAUGAAGAUGCAGUCCACCAAGAACCUGAGCGAGCCCAAAAGAUUCUAAAGAUACUACAGACAGACCAUCUCAAUCAAGAAGAAUUUGCCAAUGUAGAGGAUAUAGUAAAAGAGCACACUGACAGAUUUUAUAUAGAUGGAGAUAAACUCCCAGCAACAAAUAAAAUCUACCAUAGAAUCAUCACAACGGAUGAGAUGCCUGUAAACGUUAAGCAAUACAGAUAUCCUCAUGCAUUAAAAGACGAAAUCAAUCAUCAAGUAAAUGAUCUCCUUGAGAAAGGAGUAAUCAAACAUUCAUCGUCACCAUUUAACUCCCCCUUGUGGAUAGUACCUAAGAAACAGGAUUCACAGGGAAACAAAUUGUGGAGAUUGGUGAUUGAUUUCCGAAAGCUAAACGAAAAAACAAUCAGCGAUGCCUAUCCACUACCCAAUAUUACAGACAUUCUGGAUCAAGUGGGAAGCGCAAAAUACUUCUCCGUGUUUGAUUUGAAGUCCAGUUUUCAUCAAACACCAAUGCAUCCAGAAGACAAGCAUAAGACGGCAUUUUCGACGCCAUUUGGGCACUUUGAAUUCAACAGAAUGCCUUUUGGGUUGAAAAAUGCUGCAGCUACGUUCCAACGUCUGAUGAACAACGUCCUAGACGGACUGCAAGGACUGGAACUAUUCGUGUUCAUCGAUGACAUUGUAAUUUAUGCAAGUUCGUUACAAGAACACGAAACCAAAGUCAAUAGGAUGAUGGCAAAGCUCAGAGAAGCAAACUUAUGCUUGCAACCUGACAAAUGCCAAUUUCUGAAGAAAGAAGUAGCGUACCUGGGUCACAUAAUUACAGAAGACGGUGUAAGACCUGACCCAGCAAAGGUUGAAGCAGUCCAGAGGUUCCCCAUUCCUAAGACUGUCAAAAACAUUAGACAAUUUCUGGGAUUGUGCGGAUACUACAGACGUUUUAUUAAAGACUUCUCUAAGAUAGCCAAGCCAUUAUCCGACCUGACGAAGAAAGAACAAAAAUUCGAGUGGUCCAGCCAACAGCAGCAAGCCUUCGAAUUCUUGAGAAACGUACUAUGCGAAGAACCGAUCCUGCAAUAUCCAGACUUUGAGAGACCAUUUAAUAUAACCACUGAUGCAUCCGGAACAGCGGUAGGAGCAGUCCUAAGUCAAGGAGAGAUAGGAAAGGAUCAGCCAGUAGCUUACGCCUCAAGAGUAAUGAAUAAGCCGGAAACGCAAUAUUCCGCAACAGAGAGAGAAUUACUUGCUGUAAUAUUUGCAGUAAAUCACUUCAGACCAUAUAUAUUUGGCAGGAAGUUUUAUCUAAUUACAGAUCACAAACCAUUGAUCUGGCUAAAUAGUCUCACAGAUCCUACAUCGAGACUCAUGCGAUGGAAAUUGAGAUUGAGCGAGUACGAUUAUGAAAUAAAGUACAAACCAGGCAAACAAAAUAUAAACGCUGACGCUCUUUCGAGAAAUCCAAUCGAAGAUAUAAACGCCCUGCAAAUACAUGCUAAGAGGCUGCAUUCGUCUACGUCUGGGUCAAAAAAGAAGCGUAAGAAGAAGAAAGAGUGGCACCAAUAUCCCACUCGCCCCAGACAAACGACGACCACUUCAGAAUCGGGCAAACACAAGAAAAGGAAAGAGUGGCACCAAUAUCCCACUCGCCCAAGACAAACAACAACCACGUCAGAAUCAAGAGAAUUCAAAAAGAAAAAGGAAUCACACCAGUAUCCUACCAGACUCAGACCAACAACUACGACUGAGUCUGAAGAACACAAAAAGAAGAAAGAAUGGCAUCAAUAUCCUAGAAGACCAAGGCCAACAACUUCAUCUAGUUCACGGGAUAUUAAGAAAAGGAAAAUAAGCCAUAAACAUUUAACACGACCACGAGACGAUUCCUCAGAAUUCGAAACAAGAAAAAAAUAUCGGAAAGACAGGAUACGAGAAAGAAGUUUUUCUCAAGAGGACAACGCAACAAAGAAAAGAGUAAAAGAGGAUUAUACAAGCUCAGAUGAAUCUCAAUAUUAUGAGACAGAUGUAUCUGAAGAGCCACCAAAACCAAGAAAAAGAACAAAUUUAAAUCCAAAAAUAUAUUCCUCUGAAGAAAUCAAAAAGAAAAGAAGACCUAAUGAACAGCAAGUCAUUGUAGAAGUACAUCAACCACCACAGGAUCGAAAAUAUAUCAUUCCACAGAAAAGACCUAUAAAUAGGGAACCAGUAAUAAUUGGAGAUGAAAUAGAAGAAUACAACGAAGAAACAAUUAUACCGAAACACAUUUUCAGAGAACCACCUAAAAUCGAUUCUUCUUCAAGCACAAGAGGAAGAUCUCCAGUACUAAAAAGAAAAAUAGAUAAAGAGACUUCAAGCGAUACUCUAUCAGCUCCGAUUACACCCAUCAAAAUUAAAAAAGAAAAAAAUCAACCACCAAAAAUUAAACAAAUAAAACCCAAAAUAAUCAGCAAUAAACCAAUUAUAUUAAAAAUAGAAGAAACCGAAGACCAUCUAUGGAUGAAAAAAGGCACAGCAAUAAUAUUUCUUAACAAAGAAGGACAACCAGAAGAUAUACAAUCAAGACAAUUUAUGGAAAAUGAAAAGAUUAAAAUUUUUAAACCACAAAGUAACAUCAUGCAAUAUAAAAUCAAAAAUAGAUUAAUUUUUGGAAUGAUAGUAGAAUCUAGAGAAACAUUACCACAGAAAAUUACUGUAUAUAGUAUAUGCAUUACUGUAUAUAUAUUCCAUCCUUCUUCUACUAACCGAUGUCACUGCUCAGUCGAGCGUGAAAUUUAUUACCCUAAACAUGGGCUUCGCGUUUUCAUGGACCUCUCACUCGUUUCUCGUACCUCUCACUUUGCGGGCGACUUCAAACAAAGAAGAGGGGAUAGCGACUUGCUUAUUUCGAAGCAGAGACCACUUGCUUAUUUCGAAGCAUUACUGUAUAUAGUUAUUAUAUUACAUGAUUCUGAAUAGAUGUAAAUGUUGAUGAAAGUUUAAAAAAUAGCCGGCGCACGUAUUUCCUACGUAUUACUUUUGUAUUUUUAAGAAAAGUUUUCUAUCUAGCGCGAAUUCUCUAUACAGUACCGAAUUCUGUAGACAUUUCCGAAGAAGAAACUAUAUGGGGUAAGUAUUGGAGCAGUAUGCACUUCGAGUAAAUCGAAAAAAUAUCUGCCGGUGACGCGUGUAUCUGCCAGGCGGCCAUAGCUCGCUCUCUUCACCUAGUCAGUGCCGUAGCUACGCGUAAUCAACACUAAUGGUGGGGUUUAAUAUACAUUUACAUUUUAUUAUAUCUAUAAUGUUUGAUUUUUUUGUU
This is a messenger RNA of Osmia lignaria (orchard mason bee), 5241 nucleotides long. NCBI's taxonomy places the organism in Eukaryota, Metazoa, Arthropoda, Insecta, Hymenoptera, Megachilidae. The record is from RefSeq and is a predicted model, not a curated record.